GCAGCAGCCAUAACAAUCACAGCCGUGGGAACCGUGGCAGUGCCGCCAAGAGAGGACGCGGCCGCAAGUCGAACCUGCUGUGCGCGAGCUGCUGGAAACGGAGGUCAACUACGUCAAGCUGCUGGCUGCCAUUUGUGACGGGUAUCUGCCGGCCAUGAGCAAGCGCAUCGACAUAUUCUCGCCGAACAGCAUCCGCCUGAUCUUCUCGAACAUAGCGGCCAUCUACAAGUUCCAGAAAAAGUUCCUCGAGGCGUUGCGCAGGGGAAUCGAGCAGAACCAAAUCGCGAAGGUGUUCCUGAAAAUGCACAAGGGAUUCCUGUGCUACUCCAACUACUGCAACGCCUAUCCCCGGGCCCUUAUCGAGCUGGAGUCCUACGAUCGUGUCAAGGAUGCACGCACCAUUCUGGAGAAUUGCCGCGAGUCGGAGAACCUGGCCGAGCUGCCACUCUCCGCCCACCUGCUGGCUCCCGUGCAACGCAUCUGCCGCUAUCCCCUGCACCUCAGCGAGAUUAUCAAGCCAACGCGUGCUUCUGCUGCCAACACGGGCAGCGAUGGCGAAAAAGCUGAAAAACCCUCGGCCCCUGACUACGAACAGCUCGACGUCAACGAGAUGGACAUACCCGACACGUACGAGACCGUAAACCUGGCGCUGGAGGCCAUGCGCGGCAUCACUGAGGCGGUCAAUGAGGGCAAACGCCACAGCGAGACCAUUGCGAGGCACCAGGCCAGCUUUCAGAACUUCAAGGGCCCGCCGCUGCAUCUGCACAGCGCACGCUUCUUCCUGCAGGUGGACGCCACACGCCAGAAGCAGAAUCUGUGGAACAGCAGCUACACCCUGUUCCUGUUCGACAACCAGCUGGUCUACUGCAAGCGCGACAUCAUCAAACGCAGCCACUUCAUUUACAAGGGGCGCAUAUUCCUCGACCGCUGUCGCGUGGUGAACGUGCGGGAUGGCAAGAUGUUCGGGCACACGAUCAAGAACUCGCUGCGGAUCUACUGCGAGUCGCGGGACAAGUGGUACGACUUCAGCUUCCGCUCGGCGAACCGCAAGCACCGCUUCCUCAACACCCUCGCCCUCGAGCGGCAGUUCGGCGGCAAGGCCCUCUACGUAUCGGAGAUGACUGGCUUCGAGUACAACUACGAGGAGCGGCCGGGCGACUUUUCCGAUCAGUCGGACUACGAGCUGCCCGACUUUGAGCACGCCAUGUGCGGCGGCACAUCGGCCAGUGGGGAGAGCUCCGUUCCGGAAUCGCCGGCCAAGUCAGCGUCCCGGUUCUCCGAUACUUUGCCGAAAAAAUCGCAGUCCCGCGAUGGCUUCGCCAGCGUGGACAACUCCCAGAUGCUGUCGACGACAUCGACGGGUUCGCUGGGACGACGCCGCAUUGGCAACUGGUUCCGCAAGCCAAAGAGCACCAACUGCACGCCCAGCCAGUCGCCGACGCACAAGCCGUGCUUUGACGCCGAUGAGACUCUGACAGCGGCCCGUGUGGCAGCCAUCGAGCUGGCCGAGGCCGCCGCCUCGCUCUUGCCAACCGAUAGUUCAUCCGCCUAAGCACACAGAGAAUAUCAGAAUACUGAAUACAGAACACAGAAUACAGAAUAUUAUACAUACAUCCAGGCCUGUGCGAAGAAGGCGCAUACUAUUUGUUAUGUUACAUUAUUGUUAAUGUUAAAUUGCCUCUACCAAUUGAAAAAAGUAAACAAAACUAACGAGUGUUACAGUAUAUUUUAGAAUUUUUUUUUCCAUUUUUUUUUUUUUUGUAAAUCUUUUGUCGUUUGAGGAUUUCUAGACGGCAAAUCGAUAAACGUGGUAAUAAGUUAUGUAUUUAGAUUUUUAGAUUUACCAAAAACAAAACAAAACAAAAAUAAUGUAUACUUGUGGCAUUUGAAGGCAGCUUUCGAUAAAAGUGCCAGAUGCUGGUGUCGCCGACUGCUAGUCUAAAAACCCUAUUACCUAUUACCUACUACCUGUCCGUAUAAUCCUAAUUUAUGUGAUAAGGCGAUAAUAAAUUCCUGCAAAUUACACCAUUA
Messenger RNA from Drosophila pseudoobscura, 2031 nucleotides. Its product is annotated as rho guanine nucleotide exchange factor 4-like. Gene Ontology annotation, cellular component: cytosol. Gene Ontology annotation, molecular function: guanyl-nucleotide exchange factor activity. The coding region runs from base 155 to 1552 and encodes 465 amino acids. Lineage: Eukaryota; Metazoa; Arthropoda; Insecta; Diptera; Drosophilidae. The transcript has 4 exons. The record is from RefSeq and is a predicted model, not a curated record.